Messenger RNA from Penicillium angulare, 912 nucleotides. RefSeq lists its product as uncharacterized. The coding region runs from base 1 to 912 and encodes 303 amino acids. The transcript has a single exon. Lineage: Eukaryota; Fungi; Ascomycota; Eurotiomycetes; Eurotiales; Aspergillaceae. The record is from RefSeq and is a predicted model, not a curated record.
AUGGCGUCAAACCCUCCUGAUAAUCAAGGAUUUUCCAUGAUUUGGUGGGGCGUCCGUCACCCUCCAGCAAAUCCAACAGUGUCCUUCGCUGGGAAAACGGUGUUAAUCACAGGAGCAAAUACCGGUCUAGGCUUUGAAGCUGCUUUAAAGUUUGCAUCUCUAGGUGCCUCGCGUCUUUUACUUGCUGUGCGAUCUCUCAAGCGAGGCGAAGAGGCUCGGUCCCGGAUAUGUCAACAGACAGGCUGCAGUGCAGAGAACGUGAAGCUUUAUGACCUCGACAUGAGCACUUUCGCUUCUGUAAAGUCAUUCGCAAAUAAUAUUUCGAAGAAACAGGAUGUGGACAUUGCUAUACUCAAUGCUGGUAUUGCUGCGCCGUCGUGGAAUCUCAGCCCCGAAGGUUAUGAGAUGUCCUUACAAGUCAACGUUCUCUCGACUGCGCUUCUGGGAAUCCUACUUCUCCCUCAACUGAAAAGGUCGGCCGGUCUGGCUGGCAACUCUACUCACCUCGAGAUAGUGGGUAGCAUUGCAGGGCGUGGAGUCAACAUCAAUGAGUUUUCGAAUGAGAUCGGGAUAUUGGAGCAAGCCAAUCAAGCAUCCUUUUUCACGGCACAGAAACAGUACGGUGUUUCCAAGCUAUUUGAGUUCUACGUCAUGCAAGGCUUAGUAGAAGCUUUAUCUCCGUCAGACCCAGAUAAAUGCGCUACGGAUGUUAUCAUCAACGCUGUUUGUCCUGGACUAUGUCGCUCAACACUAGGUCGAGACUUUCCAGCUCUCAUGAAAGCCCCGAUGGCCCUGUUUCAUUCUGUCUUUGCUCGCUCGGCUGAACAGGGUGCCAGAAGCUAUGUUAGUGGAGUUCUUCAAGGGGAAGAAGCACACGGUCAGCUAUGGAGUGGCGAUAUGUUCUUCAAGUAA